CAGAUAGAUAGCAGGAACAGAAAGUAUCAGCACCGUCCCUCAGCUACUACUCAACAUACAACUGCCGCGUACACACACACACAUACACACAGACUAACGACCGGCCAAAAUGAUCCUGCUGCCGCUGGCAUGGACACUGUGGACAGUAUCACUGUGGACAUCAGGUUCGAGCCAGAUCCUGCAGCAAGAACCCGUCAAAGUUCUUUAUCCUGCGAUCCUCAGUACAGAGUCCUUUGAGUGUGACUGCGCCAACAUCUCAUGUGACUGGGUCUACUGGUUCCGCAGUAAUACCAACCACCUCAAAGUACAGUUCCUAGGCAAAAGCAACAACGCUGACCGUGAUAGCUAUGGGACAGAUGUGGACAAAACACGCAUCAAAAUAAACAAGAGGGGCAGUUCGUCCUUUACGCUACGCAUCACCAAUGUGACCAAAGAGGACACAGGGAUUUAUUCUUGUGUUCUCACGGACAGGAAAAAGACAGAAAUGUGGAAGCCGGGGGUUCUUCUUCUGCCGGGAGAGUCCCCUCCAACAUUACCUCCUCCAACAUUACCACCAGUCAAGCCAGUGUGUCGCUGCCCUAAGAAGAAACCUCCUCCACAGGCUCCAGAUGGCUGCGGAUCGCUGGUUUUGUGGCCGUUGGUUGGAUUUAUUUCGGCCCUGGGUCUGGCGCUCAUCUGCACACUGUACUACUUCAGCCGGCUACCCAAAAAAUGUCGGCACCACUUUGUGAAGAAGAGGUAGAUGACCUAAAGCACUGCAUCUACAUCUUAUAUCUGACUCAAAUUGCCUUUGAGAGACGACAUCGAGUGAAGCAGGAAGGACAUGAAGAUCCCUGAAGAUCACCUCCGCUAACAACACGUCGUGUUCAUUAACAGCCAGCGUUUCAAGAGCUGCAACCAUGUGUAACAUAUUGUAAUAUAUUGAUUGUUUUUUGUUUCAUAUAUUACAAGACAGCUCCAGAGCUCUACCACGUUCAAUUCAAAGCUCUGUGCUGCAACUUUUCAUCUAUAAAGUUUUGGAUUUGUCAAUAUGCAGAUGACAACAUCAUUUAUCCAGGUGUUUUUUUUUUUUCAAUUCAGCAGGUUUGUAAUAUGUAGCACUGGGUUUUAGAUUAUUAUUAAAUCAGAACAAAAAAGGGCAGUACUUUUUCUCAAAGCCCGAACCUAAUCUGUUUAUUAUAUAGGCCAUUAAACAGCUAAACUGCAAUACAGUAUUUGCUAUCUUUGAUAUUUAUUUGUUGUUGUUUUUGUCUUUCAUAGUAUUUUCAAACAUUUUGCUUAAAACAGCUCUGUCAAGUUGUUUUUUUCUGUGAGCAUAAUUCUGUUAAAUCAAUAAAGUUGUAUAUUUCCAAUCAUUUACAGUGGUGAGUGUCUUCCGUUUAUAGUUCAUAACAUUUUUAUAUUAUUUGUUAUUAAAUACGUCUAGACACCAAUUUUAUAGAUGCAAUUUUAUAGACAGUAGGCAUACAUAUAAGUGCCAAAAGGCAGAGCUACCCACCGAUUAAUGACACCUUGCUCAAGGGCACUUUUGCAACAGCAGGAAUGAUACAGGUAUAACCUCGAGGUCAAACGCUGUGUGUGUCUCAAGUGAUAGUUAUGACU
This is a messenger RNA of Sebastes umbrosus (honeycomb rockfish), 1602 nucleotides long. It is a transcript of the gene cd8b, whose product is annotated as cd8 beta. Lineage: Eukaryota; Metazoa; Chordata; Actinopteri; Perciformes; Sebastidae. Gene Ontology annotation, cellular component: cell surface. The transcript is spliced from 7 exons. The record is from RefSeq and is a predicted model, not a curated record. Gene Ontology annotation, molecular function: MHC class I protein binding; coreceptor activity. The coding region runs from base 110 to 742 and encodes 210 amino acids. Gene Ontology annotation, biological process: regulation of immune response.